Molecule: messenger RNA, 398 nt
Organism: Staurois parvus
Lineage: Eukaryota; Metazoa; Chordata; Amphibia; Anura; Ranidae
Source: the annotation of a GenBank genome assembly
CCGUACAGGGACCACAUGAGGACACUCUCGGGACCUGGCAGCAGCAUGAGGAGGCGGUACGGGGGCCCAUGGCAGAGUACGGGCCUGGCAGCAGCAAUGGGAGGGCCCGUAAUCUGUCCAGCACCCUAAAGACAAAAUGGAACCCACACCGCAGUGUAGAGGAGACCUAAAAGUGGCACAUGGCAGAGUGUGGCGAUGGAGACAGCAGCACAUGGGAGGCCGUACGGGACCCAUGGAGACACUCUGGACCUGGGCAGCAGCUUAUGAGUAGGCGGUACAGGGGCCCCAUGACAGAUUUACGGGCCUGGCAGCAGCAAUGGGAGGCCCGUAAUCUGCCAGCCACCCUAUGGACAAACUGGAACCCACCAGCCAGUGUGAGGAGACCUGAAAGUGGUACA